Molecule: messenger RNA, 356 nt
Organism: Acanthisitta chloris (rifleman)
Lineage: Eukaryota; Metazoa; Chordata; Aves; Passeriformes; Acanthisittidae
Product: tyrosine-protein phosphatase non-receptor type 21-like
Exons: 2
Coding region: 9-356 (115 amino acids)
Cellular component (GO): cytoskeleton
Molecular function (GO): protein tyrosine phosphatase activity
Source: RefSeq, a predicted model, not a curated record
AAAAGAAGAUGCCUCUACCUUUUGGGUUAAAAUUGAAACGAACUCGACGAUACACAGUAUCUAGCAAGAGCUGCUUGGUGGCUCGGAUCCAGCUGCUCAACAAUGAAUUUGUGGAGUUCACACUGUCUGUGGAAAGCACAGGCCAGGAAAGUCUGGAAGCAGUGGCUCAGAGGCUUGAAUUGCGUGAGAUUACUUAUUUCAGUCUGUGGUAUUACAAUAAGCAGAAUCAGCGCAGAUGGGUAGAUUUGGACAAGCCUCUGAAAAAGCAGCUGGACAAAUAUGCCUUGGAGCCAACUGUGUAUUUUGGAGUAGUGUUCUAUGUGCCUACUGUUUCUCAGCUUCAGCAGAAAAAAUAA